This is a messenger RNA of Taeniopygia guttata (zebra finch), 7496 nucleotides long. RefSeq names its product tetratricopeptide repeat domain 7A (gene TTC7A). Lineage: Eukaryota; Metazoa; Chordata; Aves; Passeriformes; Estrildidae. Gene Ontology annotation, molecular function: protein binding. Gene Ontology annotation, cellular component: plasma membrane. Gene Ontology annotation, biological process: phosphatidylinositol phosphate biosynthetic process; protein localization to plasma membrane. The record is from RefSeq and is a predicted model, not a curated record.
AGGCGCCGCCGGGGACUCCCCGCGGGCCGGGGCGGGGCGGGCCUGUGCCGGCGCUAAGAUGGCGGCCAAGGGCUCGCACUCGCACGUGAAGCUGGAGGCGGAGAUCGAGCGGUGCCGCGCGGAGGGGCACUGGGGGCGGCUCCGCCACCUCGCGCAGCAGCUGCUGCCGCCGCGGCCCCCGCGCAAGGCCAAGGCGGCGAGGGGCGCGCAGGACGCGGAGGACCAUGGGAGUUUGCUGCUUGCAGAGGCUCUGCUGGAGGAAUGUUUAAAGGAAAAUUUUGCCAAACUGAAGGACUCCAUUCCACUGUCGGAGAAGAGUGAACCCAAACUGAGCGAAGCUAAACAGUAUCUGACCAGUAUCUUAAGCAGAGGGAAACUAAGACCGAAGUAUAUGACAGAAGCUAUGCUGAUCCUAGGAAAGCUUCAUUAUGUGGAGGGAUGCUACAGAGAUGCCAUCAGCAUGUAUGCAAAAGCAGGAAUUGAUGACCUUUCAACCAAAGAUGAGCCUCUGUACGUGCUGCGCUUGAUAACUGAAGCCUUUGUUAUUAAAGGUUUGUCACUGGAGCGCUCAACCAACUCAAUUGCCUCACGUGCUCGACUGUGUGAAAGGGAGGAGGAAGUCAUGGCUUGUUUUGAGAGAGCAUGUGUUAUUGCCCAGGUAUACUUGCAGGACCUUGAGAAGACCUUAAACAAUACACAUUCAAGGAGUAUCAAGGGCAGCAAUGCGACUUACUCUGAGUUUGAACUUUCCUACUUUCUGGAAGCAGCUCUACAGAGUGCCUACGUGACUCAGUUAAAGAAAGGAAAUAUUGUGAAAGGAAUGAGGAGUCUGCGAGAAAUAUUACGGACUGUAGAAACAAAAGCUACUCAGACCUUCAAAAUGACUGCAGCCAAACAGUUAGCCCAAGUACUUCUCCAUUCCCUCAGUGAAGACUGUUACUGGAGCCCUUUAUCUGAUCCACUUCCUGAGUUUAUGAACAAGGAAUAUCAGUCUUAUGUUAGCAAUCUGCUUUGUCGGAGGCCUGAGCUGUACUCAGAAGAGAAUGUCUACUGCCCUCAAGAUAAUGUAGAAGAGGCUCUUCUCCUCCUCCUAAUAAGUGAAUCCAUGGCAAACCGGGACGCAGUGAUCAGCCGAGCCCCAGAGCAGCAGGAUGACCGAGCCAUCAGCCUCCGGGAUGCUUCUGCAGUCUACGACCUCCUGAGCAUCACGCUGGGCAGAAGAGGGCAGUAUGUGAUGCUGUCUGAGUGCUUGGAGAGAGCCAUGAAGUUUGCAUUUGAUGAGUUUCACCUCUGGUACCAGCUUGCCCUGUCCAUGGUAGCUUGUGGAAAGUCAGCAUAUGCAGUGUCCGUGCUCAAAGAGUGCGCUAAACUGCGACCUACGGAUCCCACCGUUCCUCUUCUGGCUGCCAAGGUCUGCAUUGGGUCACUGCACUGGCUGGAAGAAGGAGAACACUUUGCUAAAAUGGUGAUAGACCUGGGUGAGGAUGCUGGAGAGUCCCUAGCAAAGGGUUACCUGGCACUGGGCCUGACAUACAGCCUUCAAGCUACUGAUGCUACUCUAAAGAGCACUCAGGAUGAAUUGAACAAGAAAGCACUUCAGACUUUGGAGAGGGCACAUGACCUGGCCCCUGAAGAUCACCAGAUCAUCCUCUACCUGUCACUGCAGCUGGCUCUUGUCAGACAGAUUUCAGAUGCUAUAGACCAUCUUCAAGAAGCCCUGCAGCUGUGCAAAGAUGAUAUGAAUUCACUUCAUCUACUGGCCCUCCUCUUUUCAGCUCAGAAGCACUAUCAGCAUGCACUGGAUGUUAUCAACAUGGCUGUUGUUGAAUACCCAGAGAGCUUUAGCUUGCUCUUCACCAAAGUAAAACUGGAAUGGAUAUAUAAAGGACCUGAAGAGGCUCUGGUGACAUGCAGACAUAUGUUGCAGAUGUGGCAGAUGGUAUACAGUGUUUUACAGCACAGUGGCUCUGAGAAAGGAAGUAGUGUGACCGAAACACCAGUAAUCAAAAAGCAUAAUGGACUGCAUCUCACCCUCCCAGAUGCUCAUGACACUGAUUCUGGAUCACAACGAGCCUCUUCCCUUGCUGCAUCAAGACUGGAACAGGCCAUGUCUGAAAUAACUAUGCAGAGCAGCACAAUGAAGCAGGGACCUGUGAAGCUGUGGACAACUCUUGAACAAAUUUGGCUACAAGCUGCUGAACUCUUCCUGGAACAGCAGCAUCUCAAAGAAGCAGGCUUUUGUACCCAGGAGGCAGCUAGUCUUUUCCCCACAUCUCAUGCUGUACUGUACAUGCGUGGGAGGCUUGCAGAGAUGAAAGGCAAUUUGGAGGAGGCUAAGCAAUUGUAUGAUGAAGCACUCACAGUGAAUCCAGCUGGAGUGGAAAUUAUGCACAGCCUGGGCCUGGUGCUGAGCAGACUUGGGCGGAGGGAGCUGGCCCAGAAAGUGCUCAGAGAUGCCAUCAGGAUCCAGAGCACCAGCCACAUCGCCUGGAACAGCCUUGGAGAGGUCCUGCAAGCUCAGGGGAAAAACGAAGCAGCCAUCGAAUGUUUCCUUACUGCCCUGGACCUGGAAUCCAGCAGUCCUGUCAUUCCCUUCACCGUCAUACCCAGGGAGCUCUGAAGCUUCUCCCUGCAGCUAAGCACUUUCAUUGUGUGGACAGACACCAAAACCAAGCAGAUAAAGAAAGAAGAAGCCCAACAGAAAAGUGCCAUUGUAACCUAGAACUGGGCUAAGUAAUUCCAGGACGGGGCUCAGGUCUACAGGCUUAGCUUAGACAAGCCAAACUGUAGAAGAAUUUGCAACAGGCAGAAACAGAGAAUGCCUUUUUCUUCACAGGUGCCUGGCUAAGCUCCUGUUCAAAUUAAUAGCAGGGCUUGUUUCAAAGUGCUGGUUCAAGGUGACUGUAGAAAGAUCGUGCUAGGGUACAGCUGUUCAAAGCACUUGCACCUUUCAGUGUUCAUUGAAAAUAAACCCCCCAAGCCCUGAAUUAAAGCCCAGACCUGCUCUGAAUAGGAGUAAACUCACCAACUAACUUGACCAAGUUGUGUUUAAGUAUGUGGCUGUCUCCCCACAGAUCUGACAGGACAAGGAUGACAGUUGCACCGAAUAGACAUGCAAUACAUGUUGUUUACAAAAUUAUUUCAUCUAUUUUGAUUAUCCUUUUUCCUGCCUUGCUUUUAUAUACUGUAUAUGCUCACUAUAUUUAGUGUAGCACUUGCCUAGAACAAUUUAAAAUUAAAUUUUCAUUUAAAUUAAAAAUACUUUUUUUAAAAAAUAAAGCUGCUACUGCAGGAUAAUUCACAAAAACAGAAAGACCAAAGACCAAAUCAGUUCACACUUGAACUAGUAUUAAAAACACAUAAAUAUCUCCACUUACAUAUUUAUUUAAAGGCCUUACAUGAAGUAACUAAUUAUAAGCUCUGAGCUUCAUUCUUAUUAAUCACCUAUGGCAUCCGUUUAGUGAGGAAUAUAGUGUUGACCAGUGUAUAGUGACUGAACUCUGUGCUCUACCACAUUUCCUGGCACAAAACAUUUUCAUAUCCAGCUUUUGAUGAUGCAGAAGAAGGCAGCAGUCUUUUAAGGGAAAGUGUGCUGAACACAGUAUGGGUAUAUAUGAAUUGCUUCUUCAUUAAAACUAAAUCUUAGGAUUGUCCAUAGAAAUUUCACAUUAGAGGUACGGAGCUGAGCCUUCAGUGGCAUCAUUUUGUGUCUCCUUUCAGAUGUAGUAGUGAGGAGCUUCUGAUGCACACAGCCUCCCUGUGCUGGCACAGCCCCUCUGGGCUGCUCCUUGGCUCUGUGUGACCUCCCCAGGGCCUUGGCAGCGAGGUGCAGCUAGACUGUGCUGUCACACGAGAGCCAGCCCUGUCCAGACCAGUCCCAAGGUAAAGAUGAUGCAGCAAUUUGCUGCACUUUUCUACCAAAAAAAAAAAAAAAAGUUGGGGCUUUGUGCCCAUUUUUGUCCAAAGAUUUGCGACUAUUUCAUAAGUAAGUUUGCACUAAAGCACACAUUGUACUAUAAUUCUGUCCAGUAUUGUGAUCCACAACUAGUUCACUCUGGAAAUAAUAAUAUCCUCAGGCAAUAAAUAAGAUAGGGUUGUUUCUUACGGAGCCUGAGGCUCUGGCAGCAGACUUGAAGUCAGCGUUGUUUACAGUUAUUUGGAAAUCUGCAGGCUAAUGGAGAGCUGGGCCCUUGUGCUGCUCCCAUCCACACCAUCAGAGAUCUCCCAUCCCCAGCCUUCCCUCUGCACCAAGGGAAGCACACUGCUCUCAGGUUCCUCACAGCAGCCUGGUGCACUCAGGCCAAUAUUCUUAUUUUUUCCCCUUAAAUGAUGCAGAUGCAAUUGCCCAGUUUAUUUAUCUGUUAACUGAGGGAUUCCAGAUCUGAUCUAGGCUGAUUUCACUCCAUGUGAAAGCAGCCCAGCCAUGAAAGGUGCUCAACCCAUGAGUCCUCUGGCUUUCCAGUGCUGCACAGGCACCCAAAAGGACUUUCUUAGGCCAGGGGCGGGUUUCCAAGGAGAUGGUGUUCCCCAGCCACAUUCCUGGUUUGCAAUGGCACCAGCAGCAGAGGCAGGAGUAGGUGUUAAAGUACCAGAAUUAAAGGAGUUUCAUGGAGACAAAAGGAUGCAGCCGAGACACGUUUUGCUGCGAAGGAUGCUCUGGAGUCAGCUCACUCUGCACUGCAGGGGGAAAGAUGCUGUUGUUGACAUAAUAUGUAAAUUGUUACCCAGGUGCUUUAAGCCCAGUUUCACAGUCAGAUGCAAUCUGACAAUAGCAGAGAUAUAUAUGGAUAGAUAUUAUAUUCUGGUGUUUGUUCUGCUCCAUGGUUCCCAGGGUGGGAGCAGAGCUUCUGUGCGAGACACAGAGCAAGAGUCGUCACCGCUCCGCUCUGUAAUGUAUAUUUGCAAAGCACUGCCAUAGCAACUUCUGUGUACUGGGCAGCUAUUUCAGCACAGGCUGAGCAUCCACCUCUGCUUUAAGAGGUCUGUAACCUAGCUGGUCUGUGACCUGGCAGGAGGGUGCCUGUUUCCCAGCAGCAGCUGAAAAGCAAACACUCACAGAUCCAUUCGCUUCUGCAGGCGUAGCUUGCAAACAGCCACCAGCCCAUCACGUUUGUUGUGAUCAGGAAAACUUCAUCCUGAUGAUAAUCGGACUUGCCACAGCGCUCAUCUUCCUGGAAGAGGGGCAAAUGUUCAUGAAUACUCUGAGUGCAUCAACAAGUGAGAUGUUGCCAGGGUGGUCCCAUCUUGGGUGCAUUAAUGAGCAUUGCUGGCAUUGGAAUCUCAGUCCUAAGAGCCUCUGCUCCAUCUGCAGCAGGGAAGAUGUAUGUGAGUAAAGGCCAUCAUCAACAGGAGUCAGAGGGCUGUGGUACCCUCUACCAGCUCACCACACCACAGCCCCCGCAAUAAUUGCAGACAGAGUACUUUGCCUACAUUCUGGACUCAAUCCUGAGAUUUCCUGCAUGCUUCCCAGAGAUGCAGAGCACCUCUUGGCUGGAAGGGUGUGCAAUGUGGGAAAGAGAGUGGUUGUUGCAAACUUAGAAGUACUUUGGGGUAAAUCCUCCAGCUGUAUUUGUUAAUCACGCUCAUCAAAACAGCAGACUUCCCAAACUUAUAUGCUUCCUCUCUCACUCAGCAUGGAUUUUGUUCACACUUCCAGAUACAGAAAAACAAAGACAAUUGCUUCAGAAAAACCUAUGUAUUGUAGUAUUUAUUUAGAUAGCAAUGUUGAUAAAUCUGAUAGACUUCCCUGAGCUCAGUAAUGCAUGGCAGGGAGUAUUGCAUGCUUAAUGCUCAGGGUUUGAGAUUUAAGAACAGAAGAUUUACAUCCCAUCUCUCAUAUGAUUAUUAGAGAUCAUAAGUAAUGGAAGUUUGGGGAACAAUAACUUUGGGGAACCCAUUCUGCAAGUUUUUAGCACUGACUUUAGUCUUAACAGAGUUUUGUCAUUCAUUCAUUUUGAAAGAGGACAAUAAAAAGCCCACAUCAUUGCCUAAAGUAUCACGCUCCUCUUGUUCUACCACAAGGUUAUUUUCCAUUUUUUUGGCAGAGUGCAUGCAAAAAGAAAAAAUAAUUACCUUCUAUUUUCCUGUUGUGCAGUAAAGAAGUGGUAGGUAUGUGCCGUUGCCUUUGACCAACAAGGAGGAUUGCAUAUUGUAACAAAAGUGACUCUGCCUCCAGGAUAAGAGAAGGAAAAGCCCAACAGGCCAGGGCACAGCUCCCCUCCCUGCCUCCUCCUGUGUGCAGUGUCAUUAGCACCCCUGGAGCAGUUGGUUGGGAGCAUUCCCAGCUGAGCUCUGCCCACCCGUGUGCUCGUUCCGUACCGGGAGUGCAGCGGAGCUGCGGAUCCUGCACGGAGCCCGGCCGUUUCUAUGGGAAACACUUCGUGCUGCUGAUUAUCACAAUGCUUCAGAAGUGCUAAUUAUCUUUUCUUGGUAAUGACUAAUAAAUCCAAAUGGAGAACAGUCCUGGAGGGUGUUUACUUGUAAAUUCACUGGCUAGGUACCAAAGCAGGCACAGCGCUGGCUGCUGCAGUUUGAAUUACAGUUAUUUUGUCAAAAAAAUGUUCCAUUUUCAGGGAGCCUUGGUAAAGAAUGAGCUUGGCUAGUUUGUAUUUCUUUUUAAUGACAGCAGAGUGGGAAACAAUCCUUUGUAAUGAGAAGACAUCACUGCCAUGAUCUUUUUUCAACCAAACUAACAGAGAUUUGAUAGUUGCAAUUCAGCCUACAAGAAGAAGGCUUCCCAAAGCAACUGUGCUGCAGCAAUAAUUCCCUCUGACUCAGUUGUAUUACAGGCAUAUUUGACAAUCAUGACAUGGGCAUGUGGAGCUGAGAUGCCUCUCCCUCCUUAUUUGGCUAAGGGGAGCUGCUUUGUGCCCAAGGGACGGCUGUGGCACCCAUCUGCCACCAGCCCAGUGGGUUUGUUGGCCAAACACCCGUCCCUUGUGCUGGCUCAGUGACCCUCAGACUAAGCCUGGCUCCAAGGGAGGGUUUCCUUGCUGCUGAGUGUUGUUCAGUGCUGCAGGAUAUCAGUGCAUGAUCAGAUUGUUGUUUUCCCAGGUUGUUUUCCCAGAAAUGGAAAGUUAAAUCGCCCAUCAGUCAGGGGCGGAGGUAACCACUGACUCGGCAGUUGCCAUGAUGGGUCCUCCAACUUUGCUUCUAAUGAACUGGCUUGUGCCUUCAGCUCCAGCAGACCAAGGCAGGUUCCCAGGAUCCUAAAAGAUCCAGCUCGUUUUCCCACAGAAACACAUGCCAGUCAGUGGCUUAAACAACUGUUGGGAAUGCAAUGCUGCACCAUUGCAUUGAUGAUACGAGUAAAGAACCUCCCUGAGCCAGUGCACAGAGAGGUGCUCAGCCUUUGCACAUCCAAGCAUGUCCUACAUGCCACUCUGAUACUGCUGUCACGGGUGUCAGAAUCAGUUUUCCAUGUAACUUAACUUCUUUUGUCAUUGUAUGAUAUUUCCACCAAAUUUAAUAAAAUUGACCCUGUGAAAAAUAAAAAA